AUGGACUUGUACAGUGAUUACCAUAAUGGACUUGUUGUCAAGAUGUUAGAUGUGCAACUUUUUCUCUGCCUUCUGCUAUCAGUGGCACAACUGCUUAGUGGUAUUUUAGCCAACGGGAUCAUUUUAGCUGGGAAUGGUAUAGACUUGGUCAAGAGAAAGAUGUGGAACUCCCUGAGUCUCCUUCUCUCCUGCCUAGCCAUUGUUCGGAUUAUAAUACAGGUGUUAUUUUUCUACAUGGCGUUGGCUUUUCUCUCCUUGGUAGAAUUUCCUAUGGUAGAGAGAUAUUUUGUUGUCUGUAUGUUCAUUGAAGAAUUGGGACUCUGGUUUGCCACAUGGUUAGGUGUUUUCUACUGUGCAAAGAUCGCCAACAUUUCCCACCCAAUAUUCUUCUGGCUGAAGAGAAGGAUUUCCAAGCUUGUACCCUGGCUGAUCCUGGGGUCCGUGCUGUAUGCAUCUGUCAUUUUAAUUGGACACAGCCAACAUACAUCGAAAAUUUUUAAACAAAUAUUACUGAGUUUUCUCUCAAAUAAUGGCACAAAUCAGAACAAACAAGACUUUGCUUAUCCAUACACUAUUUUUAUCAUUGGAUUGUCCCUGCCGUUGUUUAUUUUCCUUACAGCUGUGUUGCUCCUUGUUAUCUCUCUCGGGAGACAUACAAGGCAGAUGAGGUUGAGUAAACUUAGUCUCAUAAGAAAAAAGCCUGUCCGUCUUGGAGCGGCGACUGCAGAACAGGGGCCCCGGGCAGUGCAGCGGGGCCGGCAAGCAGAACGGCGGCGGCGGCGACGUCGCCAGGAAACCUAA
Molecule: messenger RNA, 801 nt
Organism: Elephantulus edwardii (Cape elephant shrew)
Lineage: Eukaryota; Metazoa; Chordata; Mammalia; Macroscelidea; Macroscelididae
Product: taste receptor type 2 member 1-like
Exons: 3
Coding region: 1-801 (266 amino acids)
Biological process (GO): G protein-coupled receptor signaling pathway; detection of chemical stimulus involved in sensory perception of bitter taste; sensory perception of taste
Cellular component (GO): membrane
Molecular function (GO): G protein-coupled receptor activity; bitter taste receptor activity
Source: RefSeq, a predicted model, not a curated record